GCCGGGGACUGUCGGCAGGGGGAGGCGCGCGCCAGGCCGCCCGUUCCUUCCUUCCUCCCUUCCUUGGCUCGCUCGCUGCUUCUGGCGGUCGGUUGGUCAGUCAGUCAGUCAGGCGGGCAGCCCGCGAGGCGGCGGCGCCUCCUGCCAUUGUUCCUCGGGCGGCGGCGGGAGCGGGAGCGGCGCGAGCAUCCCGAGCCGUGCAAGCUACAUCAUGACAACAGAGAAGGGCUUAGUGGCUGAGGCCGAGAAUCCACAACACCAACAGCAGAAGGAAGAAGGUGAAGGAGUUACCAGAACAGGAACGCAAGAGGCUCAGCAGGAGGACUCAUUGAAGAAGGCAGCUGAGGGGAUUAAUCAUUCUGAACAGAAGCAGAAGGCUUCCAAUGGUGACACCCCCCCACACGAGGACUUGAGUAAGAACAAAGAGCGGACAUCAGAAAGCCGAGGCCUAUCCCGGCUGUUCUCCUCUUUUCUCAAGAGGCCUAAGUCUCAAGUCUCUGAAGAUGAAGGCAAAGAAAUAGAAUUAGCCAAGGAUAAAAGAGAAGGAGAGCGGAGAGAAACAGAGCUUGGAGCUGGUCUUGAUGAAGAGAUCCUGUUAAAGGCCCCCAUUGCUGCCCCUGAACCUGAACUGAAAACAGACCCAUCUUUGGAUCUUCAUUCUUUAAGCAGCGCAGAAACACAGCCUGCCCAGGAAGAACACGGAGAAGAUCUAGAGUUUGAAACUAAAGAAGGAGAAGAACUUGAAGAGGGCUCCAGUGCAGAUGUGAAAAAAGAAAGUGUGGAACCAAAACCAGAGAAAGAGCUUGGGUCUUCCCAGAAAGCUGUCAGAAGACACAGAAACAUGCACUGCAAGGUGUCCUUGCUGGAUGACACAGUGUAUGAAUGCGACGUGGAGAAACAUGCGAAAGGACAAGAUCUGAUAAAGAAAGUAUGUGAACAUCUCAAUCUGUUGGAAGAGGACUACUUUGGUCUAGCCAUAUGGGAAAAUGCAACUUCCAAGACUUGGCUGGAUUCUGCCAAAGAAAUAAAAAAGCAGGUUCAUGGGGCUCCUUGGAAUUUUACAUUCAAUGUGAAGUUUUAUCCGCCUGACCCAGCACAAUUAUCAGAAGAUAUAACAAGGUAUUACUUAUGUCUUCAGCUUCGGCAGGACAUUGUCACAGGAAGACUCCCCUGCUCCUUUGCCACUUUAGCUCUGCUGAGUUCUUACACUGUCCAGUCUGAAUUGGGAGACUAUGACCCAGAACUUCAUGGUGCUGAUUAUGUUAGUGAGUUUAAACUGGCCCCAAAUCAGACCAAAGAACUUGAAGAGAAGGUCAUGGAACUUCAUAAGUCAUAUAGGUCUAUGACUCCAGCCCAAGCUGACCUGGAAUUUCUUGAGAAUGCCAAAAAGCUGUCCAUGUAUGGAGUUGACCUUCAUAAAGCAAAGGACUUGGAGGGAGUGGACAUCAUACUGGGAGUGUGUUCCAGUGGCCUUCUUGUUUACAAAGACAAGCUGAGAAUUAACCGCUUUCCUUGGCCCAAAGUGCUGAAGAUUUCCUAUAAGCGUAGCAGCUUUUUUAUCAAGAUUCGACCUGGAGAGCACGAGCAAUAUGAAAGUACCAUUGGAUUCAAACUUCCCAGUUAUCGAGCAGCUAAGAAAUUGUGGAAGGUGUGUGUGGAGCAUCAUACGUUUUUCAGACUAACGUCCACUGAAACCAUUCCCAAGAGCAGGUUCCUAGCUCUAGGAUCCAAAUUUCGUUAUAGUGGCCGGACCCAGGCUCAGACCAGACAAGCCAGUGCUCUUAUUGACAGGCCUGCACCACACUUUGAGCGUACAGCAAGCAAACGGGCCUCUCGAAGCCUCGAUGGAGCUGGAGCAGUAGAGACACCAGACCGAAGCCCUCGGCCUACCUCGGCACCAGCCAUUGCUCAGAGCCAUGGUCCGGAAGUCAGCUUACCUGGUACCUCAAAUGGCAAGAAAUCCACAGUCCCUAAAGUGCAGAAGGAAACUGUGAAGGUAGAGAUCAAAAAGGAAGAAGAGGCACCUGAACAAGUGGAACCAGAGCCCACUGAAGUCUGGAAGGUGGAAAAAACCCACAUCGAGGUCACACCACCCACCAUAAAUGGUGACCAAAUCCAGCAACCUGCAGAAAAAACAGAAGAUCUGAUAAGAAUGAGGAAGAAAAAAACAAAGAGACUAGAUGGUGAAAACAUUUAUAUCAGACAUAGCAAUUUAAUGUUGGAGGAUUUAGACAAGACCCAGGAGGAGAUAAGGAAGCACCAUGCCAGCAUUAGCGAGCUCAAGAAAAGCUUCAUGGAGUCUGUCCCUGAGCCUCGGCCCAGCGAGUGGGACAAGCGCCUGUCGACUCACUCCCCCUUCCGAACACUGAACCUCAAUGGGCAGAUUCCCUCAGGAGAAGGAACUAUGAAUGACAUUCCCAAAGAGGAAAUGGAUGCAGUGACAGAGAGACCAAACCUUGACCCUGAAUGGGAGGGCCUGGAGCAUUCAGUAGCUCAUAGUGGGACCCAAAUGACAACCCCAUUGGAGUCUCCACAAAGCCAUGACUUGGGGCCUGUCUUCAUAAACAGCAAGGAGGCAGAAGACAAGGCACAUGGGGCAGCUGGUCUCCUUGGUAACAAAGAGAUGCUAAGUUGUCCAAACGGGAUAUGUCCAGGUGUAGAAGAGCAAGCCUGUGCCUUAAAGCUCUCGAAGUGCAUGCUCUCAGAAGCACCUGCUUCCUGUCAGCUGCACCCUGGUGAGAAAGAGGCAGAGGGUGGUGAAGACCAUGUUACACCAAAUGAGCUACCUGGGAAGCAGAAUGGAGCAUAUCCUGACUUUCGAGUGGGUUCAGGGUUCCCCACCCUCAUUCGAAGUUUCCAGCCUCCCCUGGUGAAGACCCAGACAGUCACCAUCUCUGAUGUUACUAAUGCUGGGAAGAGUGAAAUCCCAACCAAAGAUGUCCCCAUUGUUCACACUGAGACCAAAACCAUCACUUAUGAGGCUGCCCAGACUGAUGAGGGCAAUGACGACUUAGAUCCUGGGGUCCUGCUGACAGCUCAGACCAUUACAUCAGAGACCACGAGCAGCACCACCACGACUCAGAUUACCAAGACUGUAAAAGGUGGGAUCUCUGAGACUCGGAUUGAAAAAAGAAUUGUGAUCACAGGAGAUGCCGACAUUGAUCACGAUCAGGUCCUUGUUCAGGCAAUCAAAGAAGCCAAGGAACAGCACCCCGACAUGUCAGUGACCAAGGUGGUUGUCCAUCAGGAGACCGAGAUCGCCGAGGAGUAACUCAGGAAUCUCACCCAACUCCUUUUCUAGUCUUGGAGAAAACUAACAGAAAAAGAAGGAAACUUCCUUCAGCAUUCAGGCUUUGGACUUUCAAGAUUUUUCUAAAAAUCACAGAAAAUUCACCUUCUUUUGCAUUUGGAGUUAAUGAUGUGGGAUUCUUCUAGAUGCCACUGAGCCUUUGCCAUAGCUUUUUCUAGAUUGUGAUGUCAGAAACCGCCCAACUUUUGACUCUGUGGACUGUUUUUUAGCUCUGCGGUGGUGAUUUUUUUCAGGGUGGCUUGCACUCCUCACUUUUUCAUACCUGUUUCUGACCCCAGGCACUGACCAUUCCAUGGGCUUUGCCGCCUCUCAAGAACCUCAUUUGCUGUGCUGGAGGAGAAAGCCAGGUUAUUGGUCUCUGUUCUUUAUUGCACCCUCUAGGUGGCAGACAUGGCUACAAAAACCAACUCUUCCCCCUCUGGAGCCAAUGAGUUCACUUCAUCUGUCUGAUAGAAGCCUGGGGAAGUGGCAGUGUCUCUCCCCAGUGUCAGAUUAGAAGGAUAUUCUUCGUGAAUCGUGGGCAGAGAGCCAAAUGCACACCAUAAUGGGCAGAGACCUCAGCUUCGAAUGUAGUGUUUUACUCUCUAACACUCUUUUUUUCAAAAAGCUAUUUCAGUAGCUUAGAGCAAAGAAACUGGAUCUUCAAAUAUAUAUGAUACUGUGAAUUCUCAAGCACAUUCAUGAAACUGUCACCCACCUCCUUAAACUUUUGGCCCCUUCAGAAACAGCCUUUUCCCCACUCCCAACAUAAGAGAUCAAACUUUAUGGAUGGUAGUCUCGAAACAACAGCUGCUGACCACCCAAAUGGACUGUGCAUCGUCCACCCAGCAGGCACGAUACAGCAAAGUCCUUGGCUUCAGGAGGGGUGAUGGGGAGGCUUAAUGAGGUGUGGGAGUGAGUCUGUUUCUGACCAUGUGCUGCUCACACGCAGGAGACUGGUGGGUUUGGCCUUGAACUGUCACAUUCUGCCAAGAAGCCUUCCUAGGGCAGCUCCACCAUCUAGAAGCAUCAGAGCAGCAGGCCUGGACCUUCUCUCCCCACCCAGGCCUGCCAAGGGGUCUCUCCCUAAGCCAAGGCCCUUGUGGGCCUGGGACCUUGGUCUCCUCUCCCAGGGUUGUAGCAUGACCUGGGAAUCAGAGCAUGUCUUCCUUCCAUAAGGCUUGACUCUUUUCUACUCGAGUUUGAGGCUUGCUGAAUUUGGUUUUAAAGUGUUUAGAACUGACGUCCUCAGGAUUCAUGAUCGCAGUGUUCCCUGUGCCUGCCUCCAAGGCACCUGCCCAACCUAGCCCAGGGCUGGGGCCUAGAAUUGAGGAUUUUCUCUCGCGGUCACUGGGCCUCCCAUUGACCUGCCUCUCUACUCCCCGACACAUCUCCCCUAACCUGGAACUGGAAAGGAUAAAGGGCUUCCUAGGAUGUGGACAAAGGGAGCUGCAAGAAGGGGGCAAGAAAGUAAGCAGUUUGUCCAGGCUUCAGAGUGGUAUCGUGCAGCUCACUGAUGCCAGCCACCUCCUUCCCCCAGGCUACCAUUCUGUGGCCUCCCCUCCCUAGAGCUUGUAAACCAGGAGGGACAUCACUGUCAGCCGUGAGCACCCAGUUACUUUGGAAUUGAUCCCAGCAGGGGAGAAGAGUGGGCCUCAGGGAGCGAUGCUAAAUCGGUGCCCCCACCCCGAAAUGGAUGCCAAAUGAAGACAGCCACCAGUCAAGAAAAUGUCAGGAGCCAUGUUUAUAGAACAGCAGAGCAGGUGUUCUUGGUCACACAGGCAGCCAGGCCACAGUGAGGUGAAAGACUCCUUGUAAGCCCAUCGCCAUUAGUAGGUAAAUCACAAAGCCUCUCUUUCUAUGGAGAUCAGGCUGGUGGUAUCAUCUUCACAUAUAAAGGACAGGAACAAAAAGCUGAGUACAUUAUCAGACAUACUGGUAGGGCCCACAGAGUUUGGGGUCAGGCAGGAAUGAACACCGAGGUUUACGGAAAAGUUGUCCUAGAGCAGAGUGAUAGGACUUAAAGCAUGAACUUGGUAGAGCCGAGUCCUCAUCCCAACUUUGUAUAUCCCUAGAGCCUAGUCCCCUCAUCGACUGAUGAAGACCAAAGCCCAGAGAAGUUAAAUGGCUCAUCUGUUGUCACACAACUAGGGGUUGGUGGGCCUGUGGCUCUUUCUAGUCCCUCAGCUGGCUCACAAGUGGCUAGCUCACUAGCUGCGUGGCCUUAGUCAAAUAUCUGUCUCCCCUUUGGGCCUGUUUCCUCCUUCAAGCAGUGGGGGUCAUUUGGCCUGCAAUACACGCUGCCCUACAGCCUCCCUCCUCUCCUCCCCCUUGACCUAACCUGGCAGUAGAUGUUGAGACUAUUUGGAUUUUCUGCUCCUAUUGUGUUUUAAAAGUGAAAAGAACCAGAUGCAAGGAGAUAGGGGGGCUACCCUUCUGGGGCACCAAGGGGAGGGGAAUUGUAGGGCAGGAUCAGAACUCCAGAGGCUUAGCAAUACCCCCAGAUUUAGGGACUUGGCAGAAACUUGACCAAAGUGACUCAGACAUACCACAAACAACUUUCUCUACAGUUUUUAUUCUCUUCCACCCCAAGAUGACAGACUGCAGCUCGAUCUGUCAUCCCUAGCUGCAGGCUAUUCCAGAGUUUCUGUUUACAGCAUCUCAGGCCCACCCUGUAUCCAGUACAGUGGGGGGAGGGGAAGGGUAGGAGAGGAGAGACUUGGGGAGCCCAAGACACCCCCCCAUCCAGGCUCCAGACCCUGUUCCACCAAUUUGUUCCCAAUCUAGGUUUUCUUUCUACAAAUUCAGUUUUCAAGUGUAUUAUUUAGUUGCAAAAUAAAAAGAAAAUGAAGGUUUGUAAAUUUAAAAAAACAAAAAACUCAUAAUUAUGUAUUGUAUUGAAUAGCUGUUUACAUUUCUUGAUGAACUAGGAGCUAUGGCAGCAGAAUCAAACUGGGAAAAUUCUUAGAUUAAAUUAGGUGAUGAUCGAAUCUGCUAUUUGGGACUUUGGUAGGAGAGGCAGGGUAGGUUGUGAUAGUGUUUAGAUAUACUGGGUCGGUCUUGCUGCUUGUAUUACUUUUUCAAUAAAUUUCAAACAAAGA
Messenger RNA from Dromiciops gliroides (monito del monte), 6390 nucleotides. RefSeq names its product erythrocyte membrane protein band 4.1 (gene EPB41). The transcript is spliced from 22 exons. The record is from RefSeq and is a predicted model, not a curated record. Lineage: Eukaryota; Metazoa; Chordata; Mammalia; Microbiotheria; Microbiotheriidae. Gene Ontology annotation, molecular function: actin binding; structural molecule activity. Gene Ontology annotation, biological process: cortical actin cytoskeleton organization. Bases 212 to 3271 code for a protein of 1019 amino acids. Gene Ontology annotation, cellular component: cytoskeleton; plasma membrane.